Molecule: messenger RNA, 1454 nt
Organism: Anopheles maculipalpis
Lineage: Eukaryota; Metazoa; Arthropoda; Insecta; Diptera; Culicidae
Product: 26S proteasome regulatory subunit 4
Exons: 1
Coding region: 63-1379 (438 amino acids)
Biological process (GO): proteasome-mediated ubiquitin-dependent protein catabolic process
Cellular component (GO): proteasome regulatory particle, base subcomplex
Molecular function (GO): ATP hydrolysis activity; ATP binding; proteasome-activating activity
Source: RefSeq, a predicted model, not a curated record
AGUCCCCUGUGCGCAAAUUAUUAUUUGUUGGCCAAUUGUAGCAGUGAAUAGGGCUCUCCGAAAUGGGACAAAACCAAUCUGCUGGCGGUGGAGGCGAUAAGAAGGAUGAUAAGGAUAAGAAGAAAAAAUACGAACCACCGAUCCCGACCCGGGUAGGCAAAAAGAAGCGCAAGGCAAAGGGACCCGAUGCGGCCCUUAAACUGCCUCAGGUCACUCCACAUACGCGCUGCCGGUUGAAAUUGCUGAAGCUGGAGCGUAUCAAGGACUAUCUGUUGAUGGAGGAGGAGUUUAUCCGGAACCAGGAAAGACUUAAACCGCAGGAAGAAAAGAUUGAGGAAGAGCGCUCCAAGGUAGAUGACCUACGAGGAUCGCCCAUGUCGGUGGGGACACUGGAGGAGAUCAUCGACGAUAAUCAUGCGAUAGUGUCGACUUCCGUGGGUAGCGAACACUAUGUCAGCAUCCUGUCGUUUGUAGACAAGGACCAGCUGGAACCGGGAUGUUCGGUACUAUUAAACCACAAGGUACACGCCGUGGUCGGAGUGCUUGGAGACGACACGGAUCCGAUGGUGACGGUGAUGAAGCUUGAGAAGGCACCGCAAGAAACGUACGCCGAUAUUGGUGGAUUGGACACACAGAUCCAGGAGAUUAAGGAAUCGGUCGAACUGCCUCUGACGCAUCCGGAGUACUACGAGGAAAUGGGCAUCAAGCCUCCGAAGGGUGUGAUAUUGUACGGACCGCCGGGUACGGGCAAAACGUUGCUAGCGAAGGCAGUAGCCAACCAGACAUCGGCCACGUUCCUGCGAGUGGUAGGCUCGGAGUUGAUACAGAAAUACCUUGGCGAUGGUCCUAAGCUGGUGCGCGAGUUGUUCCGCGUCGCCGAGGAACAUGCACCGUCGAUCGUGUUCAUCGACGAAAUUGAUGCCGUAGGAACGAAACGUUACGAUUCGAACUCGGGUGGUGAACGAGAAAUUCAACGUACUAUGCUGGAACUGCUCAAUCAGCUCGAUGGAUUCGAUUCACGUGGCGAUGUGAAAGUCAUCAUGGCGACAAAUCGUAUCGAAACACUCGACCCUGCGCUUAUCCGUCCGGGACGUAUUGAUCGAAAGAUUGAGUUCCCGUUGCCGGACGAAAAGACAAAGCGACGCAUCUUCAACAUCCACACCGCUCGCAUGACACUGGCCGAGGAUGUGAAUCUGUCGGAGUUGAUCAUGGCGAAAGAUGAUCUUUCCGGAGCGGAUAUUAAGGCUAUCUGCACGGAGGCGGGUCUGAUGGCACUGCGGGAGCGUCGUAUGAAGGUGACGAACGAGGACUUUAAGAAGUCAAAGGAGAGUGUACUGUACCGCAAGAAGGAAGGCACUCCAGAGGGUUUGUACAUGUAAAAAGUAACGCACGUACAGACGCUAUCAUACAACAAUUGUAUUUGCGUAGGUAUUCUAAUAAAUUGUGAAAAAGAA